This is a messenger RNA of Conger conger (European conger), 6006 nucleotides long. It is a transcript of the gene grb10b, whose product is annotated as growth factor receptor-bound protein 10b. The transcript is spliced from 18 exons. NCBI's taxonomy places the organism in Eukaryota, Metazoa, Chordata, Actinopteri, Anguilliformes, Congridae. The record is from RefSeq and is a predicted model, not a curated record. The coding region runs from base 688 to 2457 and encodes 589 amino acids. Gene Ontology annotation, molecular function: insulin receptor binding. Gene Ontology annotation, biological process: negative regulation of insulin receptor signaling pathway; negative regulation of Wnt signaling pathway; insulin receptor signaling pathway.
UGGUUAUAACUAGGGGUGUGUGCUUGCGGUAGGCGGAGUGUGCCAUUUGCCCGACUAUGCAAAGCUGUACAUUUUAUCCAGACUAACUUACUGGGAAAAUAUAGCAUACAUUAUAACACGUUUAAGUGGGUUCAUUAUUUUGAGCGUGUUGGAUCCCAGGGAGGCCUUUUGCACUCUUUACGAAUCAUCAUUCAAAUUGAAUGGGUGGGGUUUGCAAUGAACGAUACCGAAGUACAGUUUUUCAAGCAGUGUUCAGUUGACCGGUGUUGAAGCCUGGAUACCCGACCGGGAGGUGCCAGUGAGACCCACAGAGCGUAGUGGUGAGACCGCUGGCGGGUGUGCGUGAAGAGGGGGGAGGUGCCUGUGGAGUAGGUGGAGUUCUCUCGCGUGUGUCGGAGAGUCAGCUGGGCGAGGACCUUGUGGACGCUGCCUGUGUCCAGCGGGAAUCUGGCCGUGGGAGACUACAGGAGUUCAGCUCGAAGUUACGUUCGUCGAAGGCUGCAUCGCGAGUAAAAACGCUUGUCUACUGUGGUUUAAUCGUUUGCACACGGAAAGACUUCAAGGGAUUCAGUCCUGGUCAAAGUUGCCCCUGCAGGACAGAGUGAACUCCAGAUUAAAAGGAUUUGUGGCAACAAUCAAAAGUGAAUGUGAUAUCCGAGAGAGAGACAGAAUUUUAAAGCGUCUAACAUGGCUGUGGCUGGAUGUCCGGAUUAUUUUCUGCACCAUCCAAAUUACCAGCAGGACAAUGUAGACCGGGCCUCCAAUCACAGACCAGCGGAUCUAAUUGGGCCAAGUUUCCAACAGUCAUCCAAUCGGAACUCUCCCAACCAUCAAGAGGACGAUGUCGACCUGGAGGCUUUGGUGAAUGACAUGAACUCGUCCUUUGAGAACCUGUAUUCGGCGUGCAGCGCACCGUCGGAGUCCGCCCCCCUCCUGCAGAACGGGCAGGCGCAGCGCCCCGCCCCGCUGCCGCCCACGUCCCCACACCAGAACGUGCGACGCUCACAGCCCGUGCACAUUCUCGCUGUGAGGAGACUUCAGGAAGAGCAGCAGCUGAGGACGUCAUCGCUGCCUGCGAUCCCAAACCCGUUCCCAGAGCUCUGCAGCCCGGCCAGUUCCCCUGUCCUCAGUCCUGGCUCUCUGCCCAAGUGCCAGCCCUCUGACAAUCGCAUCAUUAAAGUUUUCAGCGAAGACGGUACGCGGAAAGUGGUGGAAAUCCCGGCAGACAUGACAGCGCGCGACCUCUGCCAGCUGCUGGUGUACAAGAGCCACUGUCUGAACGACAGCAGCUGGGCACUGGUGGAGCAGCACCCCGUCCUGGGGCUAGAGAGGUGUCUUGAAGACCACGAGAUGGUGGCACACGUUCAGGCAGCGAUGACAAGCGAAAGCAGGUUUCUCUUCAGGAAGAACUACGCCAAAUACGAAUUCUUUACAAAUCCCUUGAACUUCUUCCCAGACCAGAUGAUUGCGUGGAGUCAGGAGACUAGCAGCCCAAUCCCCCCUUCACAGCUUCUACAGAAUUUCUUGAACUCCAGCAGUUGUCCUGAAAUUCAGGGCUUCCUUUAUGUGAAGGAGAUGGGCAGGAGGUCCUGGAAGAAGAUGUAUAUGUUUCUCAGACGGUCAGGGUUGUACUAUUCAACAAAAGGAACAUCAAAGGAGCCCAGGCAUCUGCAAUUGCUAUCAGACUUCGAGGACAGCAACAUCUUCACUGUCAUAACCGGCAGGAAGCUGCACAGUGCACCAACUGACUAUGAGUUCUGUAUAAAGCCCAAUAAGGUGCGGAAUGAGGGAAAGGAGUCGCGGAUGCUGUGUGCGGAGGAUGAGCAGAGUCGGACCUGCUGGAUGACCGCAUUCAGGCUCUUCAAGUAUGGCAUUUUGCUCUAUCAGAACUACAAGAUCCCGCAGCAGAGAAAGGCACUGUUGUCCCACUUUUCCACACCGGUGCGGAGUGUCUCAGAGAAUUCUCUGGUUGCCAUGGAUUUCUCAGGGAGAAUAGGGCGGGUGAUCGCCAACCCUCUGGAGGCUCAGAGUGCUGCCAUGGAGGAAGGACAUGCAUGGAGGAAGCGGAGCCAGAGAAUGAACAUCCUCGGGAGCCCCAGUCCGCUCCACCCCUCUUCUCUGAGCACAGUCAUUCACAGGACCCAGCUGUGGUUUCACGGCCGCAUCACUAGAGAAGAGUCGCACCGGAUGGCCAUGCAGCAGGGCCAAGUGGACGGGUUAUUCCUCCUACGGGACAGCCAGAGUAAUCCCAAGGCUUUUGUGCUCACACUGUGCCAUCACCAGAAAAUCAAACAUUUCCAGAUCUUGCCGUGUGAAGAGGAUGGACAGAUCUUCUUCAGUCUUGAUGAUGGCUCCACCAAAUUCACCGACUUGAUCCAGCUGGUGGAGUUUUACCAGCUCAACAGGGGAGUUCUGCCUUGCAGGCUGAAACACCCGUGCACCAUAGUGGCCUUAUGACCUGACUUUGCCUACAAACAACAAACUGAAUUUUCUUUUCCUUUUUCUGAAAGCUUGACAGUCCCCUGAUCAUGAGCAGUGGGGACCUGCCUUUGGGAUGAGUGGGGGGUGGGUCUUAAAUUUCAUUAAAAUGUAUGUUUUUGGUUUUGUUAAACUGAGCAGAGUGGUGUCAAUACAGGGACCGCAUUAUCGGCAAGCUACUGCUUUGGCCCUGGCAGGAAAUGCACAACAAUCCAAUAGCAAUAGGAUUUUUUAACCGUUCUCCAUUUCUUCUAGAUGCAAAGUUGUUUACGUUUUAAAGUUUUUUUUAUCUGUUAGACAUUUAGUAUUAAGUUUCCCCCUGCUGGCUCGAGAACAGUCUCCGUGGAGCUGAAAAUGACAUUCUGCAAACUAAGUGACAUUCUUCACCUUCCAUGAGAAAGCCCUCUCGGUUAAUUGGAUUGUGAGAAAAUCUGGGCUGAGACUAAUCCUCGAUCCCAGGGAAAGUAUGGGGCGACUCCCUGGGCAGUGAGCCGUCUGUAGAGCUGCUCCCCAGAUUGGAUGGGAGGAGGAGUCUCUCUCUCAGCCCGCCGCUCUCUGCUGCAGUGUUACAGUGUGCUCAUUCCACUUCCUCCUCACUCGCUCAGUUAUGUGGGUAAAAUGUUCUCUUUAUGACAUUUCCCAUUCAGGAAUAUUUUAUCUUCAUCUCUCAGACAAUUCCUGUAGCAGCCUCCCCAUCCCCCGCAAGGUAAUCACUUGGUCUGCUGUGAUCCGGGAGAGCAGGUGACCCUGUUCUCCAGUGAGGGUGGAGGGUGGGUGGUAAUCUGAGGCCCCCCCCCCAUCCCUCUGUCACAGGAUGUUGAGUUACUCUAUAACCACUACAUCCCCGCUAACACACUGCUGUGACCUCAGUUUGUUAGGAAAGACAGAACGGAUUUGUGGGACGUGCAGACGGCCACUUUGGGUUUAACUGGUGAAAUGGGAAAUCCACUGGAACUGCUGUGAAUGCCUAGUAUGGAUGUUUGUUCACAUCUUGUGUUCCUCUGAUUGAGUUACUUGUAAGUCAGACACAGCAGCAGUGCAGUGUGCUGUGGGGCCUGGUGGACUGAGCGGGAAGGAACCUCUGACUGAGACCGUGAUGAAAGAGCCAUCUAGUGAGAGAACUAUAGUAGCCACACUAACAAAGUGCUCCUUUGGGUGAAAUUAUUUAAAUGAAAUGCAAAUGACUCAACAAUUUUUAAGUAUUGUUUCAGUAAUUGUAUUUAUUUACCUGGAUUUAAAUAAUUACUUGAAAUGUAGGGUUUUUUUCUCUUUUUUGUUUCCAGCGAUUUAUUGAACGUCAGUUCAUGCACACGCAUGCACGUAUGCACACACACACCCACACACACACACACACACACACACACAUGCUUAAUUUUCUAGUUUCAUUUGUAGAAUAGGCUAAGCAGAUUAUGUCCUCUUUAGUUGAAACAAUCCAAGAUACACCAUUUGUGGCCCAUGUUUCAGCAAUGAAGCAAAAUUUAAAAUGUAUCUUUUCAGUUGAUGGUAAUGGCUAGUAUUUCAGCUGCCAGAGCUCACAGUCAUGUCUCACGUGGUUCAGUACAAUUGAAUUUCUCGGCAGGUCUGCACUUAAAGAGUACCCCUCAGAAAACUAUGUGUAGACCCCUACGUCUUUUCUAAAUGUUAACCAAAUCACAUACCCUUUAAACAAAACGUUGGGUUGGGUUGGGAAAUGUUGGGUUGUUGUUACUGUUCAAAUGGAUUGAGUUUCAAAAUAUUCUGCGACUGUUCACUUGUUAAGCACAUGUUUUGUAAAUGUCCUGAUCAUUCUCUGGUGUGUCUUAACAGGCUGUUCUGGCCAGAUGACCUUCAGCAUGUCAGUACAUUUCUACGCUUUUGUUUCAGAAAGGAAGAAAGUUCAGAUCUUUGUUAUUCAUUAAGUGAUGUUGAAUUACAUCCAUUUAGAGAACUACAUACACAUAUCAUAAACACGCAUGCACAUGCUCACUCUCAGACCCGUGGCCUUCUGAAAGUAUUAAGGCAAUCUGUUUUAUGCUUCAUGCUGGAAUUGUGUGAUGCAGGUGACUCGGCACCUGCUAUUCAAGUCAUUAUAUAUGCCUUUAGUCAAGACCCAUGUUUUGAGUUUGGAACAGGCUAUAAUCUGUUUUUGUGUUUGCUUAAAAAUGAGAAUUUCUCUGAAUUAUGUGUAUGGUGUCAUUGUUAGCACUAGGUAUUGUUUUAAGAGGUCUGUUCAUACACUGUGUAUGCACAGUUGCUCUCACCCUGAAAAUUCCAUCCCACCAGGUUAGUCAUUGAUACUCACCAUUCUUCAGAAUUAUUUCAAUGAAAUAUGUGAUGGUCUUCCAGCUUGGAAUCAUGCAGAGCUUUAUAAUGUUAAAUGCUCCCUCCUUAUGACUCUUGAACAUUAUAAAUACAUGGUAAAAUGUGUAACAUUAGAUGCAACACUGUAUUUUAAGUUACAGAUCACUAUUUACUGAAUUUUUAUCAUAACUGCAUAUAAAAUGAAGAAACUUGAUUUAUUUUAGUGCAUUUUUUAAAGAUUUUGGUUAUGUGUACAUAGUAAGAUUAUUGUAUUUGAUUACUUUUGGCAUUUGUCACAUAAAAUGACUGUUUAAGAGUAUAUCUGUGCUGAUUAAGCUGGUUUAUAAAUCACAAACUGGACCCUAGGCAUAGGGCCUACAUUGUUACAAGCUAUUUAAGAUUAUCUUCAGCUACAAUUCAAUUUAUAAGCUCAUUUUCAUAAAAGUUUUGAAAUGUUUAUCUUAGCAUUAUUAAACUUAACAGGUUUUAUUUGUUUCACAACUUCCAGUCAUAACACUACCCUCAGAUAUGUUUUGUUACAGUUCACUGUUCAUGCAUAUCACCUCAACACAUCACUCACUGGUUCUGAAGUGAAAACCCAGUGCAAAAGAAUGGACUAAUUCUAAGUGACAUGAAUGGAACUGGGUUGCUCAGGGUUGAACAUUGGGCCUGUUGAAAACUGGUCUUUUUGAACAGUGUCAUUUUUUGUUUGUGAUCCACACAUCAUGGUGAAUUUGAGUUGACAAUACACCAAACUGCUAAUUACUUUUUGUUAAGAUACCUUUUUUGUUUUGACGCACAGUUUUCUUUGAAAACAUUUCCCAGAAAUCACUGUGGUUUUUACAGUUAAUUUUUCUUUACUGUAUAGUUGAAUGGAGCCUAAUCUUAGCAGGUCACCCAUUACCACACCUCGCCCUACACUGACUUUUAUUCUACAAUUCCGCCAAUCCUGAUCUUUUCCCAGUCCUGGUCUUUGCAUACACGGUCACAAUGCAAGACUUUGCCACUGUAAAAAGGAAAAUAGCAAGACAUGUAUAAUAUAAUUUCAGGGAAUGUGAAAUAAAAAAAAGAUUUUUUUUUUUUUUUUUUUUAAAGAGGUAAAUCCUGUAUUCAUAAUGUGCUUUGCUUCAUUCUGUAAAUAGCUGAAUGGCUUAUGAAUCUUAAUUGUAACCUUUUCCGGUAUUUUUGUACAAACAAGGGACUGAUAUAUUCUGUUUAUUGUAAUUAGAAUAAAACAUUAAUACAUUG